AUGUUACCGACAUCGAAUCCAAAGCAAAGCUUAGAUGCAUCUCUGAAGAUUUCUCGGCAGUGUCAGAUAGGUGUUGGAACCGGAAAGAAGCCGUCUCCAAGGGAGACGCAAGAGGGUAGCCGAAUUCGCUCCCCAAAGGAGGAAAUCCUUAACAUAAAAUCAAGCAACUUUGAUGCUAGAAGAUUAAGGACAGAGCUGGUUACAGUCAUGAUGAACGCCAGACCCCAAAUGAUACAAUGCUGGACCAAGAUGGGAAUGAAAUCAACGAGAACAUAUUGUCUCGUUAUCCCUUCACUAGCAAGGAAUAGGACUGAAAGCAGGCGGACAGAGCACAAUAGCCCCAUGGAGGAAGGAUACUCAGCCGGUGGAGCAGUAAAAGGAACCAAGGGCUGA
Messenger RNA from Thlaspi arvense, 393 nucleotides. Lineage: Eukaryota; Viridiplantae; Streptophyta; Magnoliopsida; Brassicales; Brassicaceae. The record is from the annotation of a GenBank genome assembly.